GGGCGGGGCUACGGAGUCAAAGAGGUGGGGAGGAGGCCGAGGUCAGGAUCGCUACUUUCUCUGCACGUGGGAGGCUCCGUUAUUUUCCCGCGCCCAAGGAGUAGGUGAUGAGAGUGGCGCAGCUGAUCGCGUGGGUCCCUCAGAAAACCUGAGCCGUUCGUGCCCCCUGGUCUCACGCCGUCCCCCGGCCGUCAGGACUUGGUCCGCUCCAACCCAGAAACCUCUCCGGCCAGCGGGGGCCUUGCAGCAUGCGCGCCACUUUUUGGCUGCCUGCGGGGAGGGGCCGCCCGGAAGCGGGGUCGCGUCAGCGCGCCUGCGCGGCGGGAAGCCUGGGGACACGACUCCAGCCCCAAGCACAGCCAGCCCGGUACUUCGGGUUCGCCGGUGGGCUGUGGGGCUAGGGCGUGUCCUUGAUAUUGCACCUCCCUUUCCCGCCCUCUGAUCCUGUGGUCGCCCUUGUUUUCCAGAACACUGCCCUUUUUUCCCGCGCGGUCUGCUCCUCUAGUUCACCUCGGAUAAUGGCGACAGCCGUAGUAGUGAACAUCGGGAAGAAGCUCUACGAGGGUAAAACAAAAGAAGUCUAUGAGUUGUUAGACACCCCAGGCAGAGUCCUCCUGCAGUCCAAGGACCAGAUCACAGCAGGGAAUGCAGCUAGGAAGAACCACCUGGAAGGCAAAGCCGCCAUCUCCAACAAGAUCACCAGCUGCAUAUUUCAGUUGUUACAGGAAGCUGGUAUAAAAACUGCUUUCACCAAGAAAUGCGGGGAGACUGCUUUCAUUGCACCCCAGUGUGAAAUGAUCCCCAUUGAGUGGGUGUGCCGAAGAAUAGCAACUGGGUCUUUCCUCAAAAGGAACCCUGGGGUACAGGAGGGGUACAAGUUCUAUCCACCCAAAGUGGAGAUGUUCUUCAAGGACGAUGCCAAUAAUGAUCCACAGUGGUCUGAGGAGCAACUCAUUGCUGCAAAAUUCUGUUUUGCUGGCCUUGUUAUAGGGCAGACUGAAGUGGACAUCAUGAGUCAUGCCACACAAGCUAUUUUUGAAAUUCUGGAGAAAUCCUGGCUGCCCCAGGACUGUACGCUGGUUGAUAUGAAGAUUGAAUUUGGUGUUGAUGUAACCACCAAAGAGAUUGUUCUUGCUGAUGUCAUUGAUAAUGAUUCCUGGAGACUAUGGCCAUCGGGAGAUCGGAGCCAGCAGAAGGACAAACAGUCUUACCGUGAUCUCAAAGAAGUAACUCCAGAAGGACUCCAGAUGGUAAAGAAAAACUUUGAGUGGGUUGCAGACCGAGUGGAGUUGCUUCUCAAGUCAGACAGUCAGUGCAGGGUGGUAGUGCUGAUGGGCUCCACCUCUGACCUUGGUCACUGUGAGAAAAUUAAGAAGGCUUGUGGAAAUUUUGGGAUUCCAUGUGAACUUAGAGUAACAUCUGCGCAUAAAGGACCAGAUGAGACUUUGAGGAUUAAAGCAGAAUAUGAAGGGGAUGGCAUACCUACUGUAUUUGUCUCUGUGGCGGGCAGAAGCAAUGGUCUAGGCCCAGUGCUGUCUGGCAAUACUGCAUAUCCGGUUAUCAGCUGUCCCCCGAUCACACCAGACUGGGGCGCUCAGGAUGUGUGGUCAUCUCUUCGACUGCCCAGUGGUAUUGGCUGUUCAACUAUACUUUCUCCAGAAGGAUCAGCUCAGUUUGCUGCUCAGAUAUUUGGGUUAAACAAUCAUUUGGUGUGGGCCAAACUUCGAGCGAGCAUAUUAAACACGUGGAUAUCCUUAAAGCAGGCUGAUAAGAAGGUCAGACAAUGCAAUUUGUAAAGAAGCAAUUUAAUUUUUAGGAGAAAAGUUACGUAGUCCUAGUUUGGAUUUAAAGAAAAAAGUCAAGCAAAAUGAUUUCACAUAAGAGAAAACAAUUUAGUUACUAAUGAACAAAUGUUACUCAGUGUUUAUGAGUUGGCACAUUGUCAGUGGAUAUUACUAAUAUUUCUAGCUCUACAAAGUGAUAUGUCCCUGUAACCUUAGCACUCCAGAGGCUGAGGCAGCAGCAGGACCUCUUAAGUUCAGGGCCACCCUGAGCUGUGUAUUGAGACUCAACUUGCCGUGGAGGGAAUCUUUCUAGCUAGUAAAAUUGGCAUGACACUACUAAAUUUAUUCUCACGCUCUGUAUAGUCACUGUUGGGUAAAUAUGUAACUAUGGAACUGGAACAAUGUGUCUGCUGUCUGAACCACUAUGAAGAACCAGUGUGGCUCUCUUGCAGACGACCUGAAUUUGCUUCCCAGCAUCUCUGUAGACUGUUUCACAAUAAAUACCCUUUAAAUCAGGGGAUCUGACCCCAUGGCUUCCUCAUGCACCUGCUUUCAAAUACUAUUACAUUCCCCCACCCAACACACACAAUUUUAAAAAGUAAACUUUUUAAAAAGAGUAAUAGCAUUUUUUGUUGUUGUUAAUCAGUAGAUAAUGCUUGAACUGAGUUGAUACAUUGAAAAUUAAAAUACUUGUGUAUAACAAUAUA
Molecule: messenger RNA, 2491 nt
Organism: Mus musculus (house mouse)
Lineage: Eukaryota; Metazoa; Chordata; Mammalia; Rodentia; Muridae
Gene: Paics
Product: phosphoribosylaminoimidazole carboxylase, phosphoribosylaminoribosylaminoimidazole, succinocarboxamide synthetase
Exons: 9
Coding region: 519-1796 (425 amino acids)
Biological process (GO): GMP biosynthetic process; 'de novo' AMP biosynthetic process; 'de novo' IMP biosynthetic process
Cellular component (GO): cytoplasm
Molecular function (GO): identical protein binding; phosphoribosylaminoimidazole carboxylase activity; phosphoribosylaminoimidazolesuccinocarboxamide synthase activity
Source: RefSeq, marked validated